CCCACUACUCUAGCCCCGCCACCUUCCGGACCAGACACCUCCCCGCUGCUGGCUCCAGCCCUUCCCCGCGUGGCCCCGCCCCCGCCCUCGCCCCCUGCCCAGGCCCGGCCCCUGCGGAGCCCAGAGACGCGGGGACACAGGUGAGGCGCGCGGGGUCCGGGCUGCGGCUUCCCGGUGCGGCCGCAGUGGGCAGGCUCGAGGCGUCUGCCGCACCUCAGCCCACGACCUGCCCCGCUGGGAGGUGCGGGCCGCUGGCCAGGCCCUGACCGCAACCUGGCCCAGAGGCCCCAGCCCUCAGGCAAGGUUCUCCGGUGAAGUCACAGCCUGGCCACCUGUCUUGAGCUCCCCACUUGAGAAGGCCCCGCCCCUCCCGCUGCAGCCCCACAGCAUGCAGCCCCACAGCAUGCAGCCCCAGGAGAGCCACAUCCACUAUAGUAGGUGGGAGGACGGCAGCAGGGACGGAGUCAGCCUAGGGGCUGUGUCCAGCACAGAAGAGGCCUCACGCUGCCGCAGGAUCUCCCAGAGGCUGUGCACGGGCAAGCUGGGCAUCGCCAUGAAGGUGCUGGGCGGCGUGGCCCUCUUCUGGAUCAUCUUCAUCCUGGGCUACCUCACUGGCUACUAUGUGCACAAGUGCAAAUAAAUGCUGCCCCGCAUGCACGCUGGGGGCUGGCUGCACACGAGAGCACAGGCCUGGAGACACACCCCUUGUACACAUGGACCCCCCACAGACAUGGACCCUGCGGCACACACAGCGCACAGGGCACACACGCCGGCAGCCAGGCACACGAAGACACCAGGUGCACAGCUGUCAUAGACCCCACACGGGGGUGCACAAACACCUGGCACACAGCCCUUCAAAGGACCUACAGACAAACAGCUGGGCACACGUGGCUGGGAGGCCUGGGCCCAGCCUCAGCAGGAGCUGCAGGACACACCCAGGCUGGGCCCUGCGGCCUGGAGCCCCCAGCUACAGCCUCGUCUCUCCCAGGGCCCAGCCCCUUCCCUUGUGAAGGCCAGGAUGAGGGGUUCCUUCAGCGGACAAACUGAGCCCACCUCCCUGGCAGCCCCCCGGGGUGGGAUCCUCCCGGCUGCUUUUCUCCGUGGGAGCAGUGUGCAGAGCUGUGUGGCCCUGGGCAGGCCCGUCCUCUCUGGGCCUUUCUGACUCCUGGUUUUGUAAGGGUGGCUAUGUGGUGUCCCCCGCCCUUGUCUCAGAUGCACCAUAUCUUCCUUAGUAAGUGGGCACAGUUCUUCCUAGGCAGCCCACCACGCGCAGGGGCUGGGUGUGUCCUCUUGGGGCCGGCAGCUGCCAGGGAGGACCCGGGUCUACCCUCCCUCCCCCAGGGAUGGGCCUGGUCCUUCCAAGUACUCCUUGUGGGCCAAGAGCCUGUGUACAGAGGCAUUAAGUGUCUGUUGAAUGAACGGUGGAUGACAGCCCUUGCCAUAGUUACCUGGCCAGGCGUGACAUCCAGAAAGGCUGUGGGAAGGGCUUGUUUCCCCGGGGCAGGCACCCCUCCCAUGUGGCUCUAGGAAUGCAUCCCUACCAAUCGGGCCCUCUGGCGAGGACGCCCGGCAGGCCUGGGGACCCGGAUGUGGCUGGACCUCAGCUGUGUCCCAGGGACUCCGGUCCCAUUCCCCCCACCCCCAUCCUGGCCUCCAGUCCCAGCCUCCGGUCCCAACUUCCAUUCUCUUGGUAGAUGCUUUCCUGGGUCGUGUGUUUGGCCCUCACCUACCACAAAAGACCCCAAAAAGCCUUGCCAGAAACAUCCCCUUAGGAAAGGGGUCCUCACCCCAGGGCUGGGGGUGGGAGACAUGGGCAGCCACUAUCCUCACGGGCACAGAGAAGGGAGGCCACAGGGCCAGAUGAGGUUAUUGGAGGGCUGAGGCUGCGCCUGCCCCAGGCCAGGUCCUGCCAAAAGCAUCAAGUCAGGUAAACAGGAGGGGCUGCGCCAGUCUUGGUGGGGAGGCAGACUCCACAUCAUCCGCCUUUGGGGCGAGCAGGCUCACUUGAGAUCUGCCUGGGCCAGACGGUGGCAGGUGGAGAUGCAUGGCUGAUUGCACACUGCCCCAAGGCUCCUGGCUCCAAACCCGAGGAGGGAGCCCAAGGGCCUGUCCUGGGCUGGGCUCUGAAGCAAUGAUGCUUUCCUGGGAGCCUGUUGUUGGGUGGGCUGCUGCCUGCCCCAGCCCCAUGACAGCCUGGAUCUCGGCACAAGUCUUCAAAAAAGAGAUCCCUACCUCUGACCUGCCACUCCCAAAGAGGGAAAGGAGUAGCCAGCUGGUACCCUCCCUGAAGCCCAGCUUCACAGGACAGCACUGCCUUGGGGCUGCUGUAAGGAAGUGGCAGAGGCCGCUGGGCCCAGCAGUUUGGCUGCAUGGGCCCCAGAAGGCAGCACUCCGACCUGGGGGUCCCGGGGCUGGGCCUCCCCAAGAACUGGUGCGGCCCAGGAGACAGGCGAGGGCACAGGAUGGGGAUGGGAGCUGUCCCAGUUCUACAGUCAGAGGGGAAGUGGCCCUGGUGCUUCUGCCGCAGGUCCCGCAUGCCAGUGAUGCCCACGCACCCCCACAAAUGCUCCUUCCCACCUGUCGGGCUGGCAUCAGAUGGCACAGGCGCAUGUCGGGGUCUGCCCUGGAUCUGUCUGGCUGCAUCUGGGCCCGCCCUGGCAGGGGCCCAGCAUCUUCAGCCAGGGGCUCCACCAGCAGCCCUGCCAGCCCCAGCAGGGGAGGCUACAGGCAGACACCCACGGGUGCUCAUUGGGCCAGGCACUCAAGUAACCCAUAGCCGCCUCUCGGGCACACCACUUGUCCCCUAAGUGGCCAUGGUGGAGACAGCAGCUCCAGCCCCAGGACCCCCAGGGUCAUGGACCUAGGCUGAGCUGAGCAGUGUCCUUACAGCUCUGGGAGGGUUGGGGAGAGGAUGGGACAGGACCCUGCUGAGUGGCCGCCUGGCCUACCCUCCCAGAGACUUGUGAACAGGAGGAUCUGCUGUGGAUGCGUCUGGGGCCUGGGCUCCUCUGACUGUGCACCUGGGGUAUCCAGGCAGCCCCACACCUCUGGUCCACCUUGUGCUCCAGGCAGGGGCCCAGCAGGGUGAGGCCAGUUCCCAGGACCCCUGGUCAAGGGCACCAGCUUCCCCAUGACAGUGGCAGGUGCCUCUUGCUCCCUGCUGGCAAGAUCUGGGUGGGGACAGGAGGCCCUCAGCCUCCCCACAUAGAAGCCACCACUGGGCUAGAGUGAGCUUUGUGACACUUCGAGCAACAACCUCUGGCAGUGCCGGUGGGAAAGGAUCUGCUGGGCCAGGUGCGGAGCUGUUUUUAUUAGUGAGUCGGGGGUGGGGUGGGGUGAAGAAAACAUCAGAGACACCUGUGCUGCGAGUUAAAUACAUUUCCAGCAUCUCAUGCAUCACAAGCUGCAUCAGGAAAGGGCACAGCAUGUGGCAGCCUCAUCCACACCCACGCAGUGACAGAUGUGCUACAGCGUGGACACCAAGUCCCCGGGAGCCAAGAUGGCAGCUCCAGCAUCCCUCCCUUCCUCCCUUCCUCCUUCCCGGGCUGGGCCGGGCCACGCAGAGAAAGGGCAGCCUCUGCCAUGGCAGCCCCAAAUCACCUCUCAGAGCAACUGUCUGGGGUCCCCAGCCCCAGAACUCCAGCAGAGUCCUGGCCUGGGGAAGCCCCCGUGUCGCCUCAAGCCUCCAGCAGGGCAGGCCCCUGGCCAACUGUGGCAUCUGCCUUGACUGCCCAGAGCAGCAGGAAUCAGGUUUUGGGAGGACACAAGGCAAGGCAGUCAUCUGACACACCCACGGCCGUCCAGCUGGCACUGAGUGUGGGCCUCGUCCUGUCUGGAGUCCCCUCCCUCCCACAGUGGGCGAGACGGGAAGGCCUGGCAGUGACCAGACAAGUGGGUCCAGGUCUCAAGGCAGCCUGGCCCGUGUCCUGCAAGGCUCUGAAGAGCCACCCAGCUGUUAGUCUGCCCACUGCACAGGGCCCCGGGCCUCUCAGGUUGACAACUAAAGGUGUGUGGGCUGUGGGGCUCUUGCAGAUGCUUCCCAAAAUCGCCAGUCAUUUCUACAGACACAGAAAUCGAGACACUGAACAGAGAACAAAUGGUGUCAUUCGAUAAAGCUGAUGAGUCUGCUUCUCACAUGGCACCCAGAUCGUAAGGCAGUGGGGUCCGUGAAAUCAUCGCGGUGGCUGGCCGUGUCCUCAUGAGCCAAGCGCACUGACUCCCGGGAGUGGUGUGCACGCACGUGUGGUGCCUGGACAUACACGAAGACACACGGACGUGGGGGUCUGACCUGGACAUUCACAACGGAAACGUCUACAACAGAAGGCGCCCAGGACCCACCGAUCUGGCGCAUAAAUGAAGAUUUUUGGCUCAAAAACCUAAGCGUCCUCCAGCUUUUGCUACCAUCUGUCCGUCAGCUGGCUGAGGACUGCCGAUGCUUCCCAGGCAGAAGGGUCUGGUCCACUCCUGGGGCUCCACCUGCCUGUCACUGCGGCACCAGCGUGCACACGAUGGAAACCCCACCGAUGCCGCUCUCCUCCGCUUGGCCCCGCUGAGCCAGGGUGAGGUGCUGCCACUGCCUUCAGCCUACGGGCUGCUCGCCUGAAGGGGUCUCCACAUCUCCACCCCCACAAAGCAAUCCAACAGCACUACGAAGAGACGCAAUUCUGCCAAUUCUAAGGUCACAUUAAAACUUUUCCCCCAGAAAUUAUGAUCACUGCCAGCUGGAGAACCCAAUGCCCUUGCACAUGCCAAGCUGCAUCCUGGCAUGAUAUGGUUUUAUAAGAUGCUGCGUCAUAGAAAGUGACUGUGCCGUUCAAGGAAACGCACAUCGGUUGGCUUCCCAAGUUUUCGGGUCUCCGAACCAGUGACAGUCACGUGUCGCUCAGUGACACAUGAGAAACGUGUGCUUAGCCGCUGCUGUGUGAUCACAGAGAGUCCUUACACAAGCCUCGAUGGUGCAUGUAGUUUUAUUUAUGUGUUUUCAUCUGGAAAACCAAGUGUCCCAGCAGCAUGACUGAACAUCACUCACUUCCCCUACUUGAUCUACAAGGCCAACGCCGAGAGCCCAGACCAGGAUUCCAAACACACUGCACGAGAAUAUUGUGGAUCCGCUGUCAGGUAAGUGUCCGUCACUGACCCAGACACUGUUACGUGGCACAUGACUGUACAGUGCCACGUAACAGCACUGUACUUUUCUCCCAUAAACAGUUACCUGCCAUGUAUCUACAUGAUUCAGAACAUUUUGAACAGUUAAUUCUGACAUUUGAAUAAUCCCAUCAAAAACUGUAAAAUCACUUUGAUGUUGUAAUGACAACACAGCAUCACUUUACGACAGAAUCAUCUGGAAAAACAGAACAACGAAUACACACAUCUUAAAAAAUGCUGGGGUGGGCCAGGCACAGCUCACGCCUGUAAUCCCAGCACUUUGGGAGGCUGAGGCGGGUGGAUCACGUAAUCCCAGCACUUUGAGGGGCAGAGGUGGACAGAUCAUGAGGUCAAGAGAUCAAGACCAUCCUGGUCAAAAUGGUGAAACCCCGUCUCUACUAAAAAUACAAAAAUUAGCUGAGCGUAGUGGCACACACCUGUAGUCCCAACUACUUGGGAGGCUGAGGCAGGAGAAUCGCUUGAACCCAGGAGACAGAGCUUGCAGUGAGUCGAGAUCACGCCACUGCACUCCAGCCUGGUGACAGAGCGAGACUCCAUCUCAAAAAAAAAAAAAAAAAAAAAACAACAAAAAAACUGGGGUGAAAAUCUAA
Gorilla gorilla gorilla (western lowland gorilla) is the source of this 5756-nucleotide messenger RNA. RefSeq names its product small integral membrane protein 1 (Vel blood group) (gene SMIM1). The record is from RefSeq and is a predicted model, not a curated record. The transcript is spliced from 4 exons. Lineage: Eukaryota; Metazoa; Chordata; Mammalia; Primates; Hominidae. Bases 389 to 640 code for a protein of 83 amino acids.